AGUCUGUGCCUUUGAAAUGUGAUCUUGCUCCAUUUCCAUUCAGGGUCUGGUGAAUCGAUCAGACGCGAGGAGCUAGCUCUUUCAGGGCAGAAGUUCCAGUCAGACACGUACAAGAGAGACAGAGAGAAAAAAAGUAGAAAGAACUUUCAUCCAGCUCCUGUGAGCCAAAGUGGACCUUUGUUUUUAAGAUUCCUGGUCGGAACUCGCGGGUCACUUUCACUCCGAAACUUUCCCCAACUCGAUUGGAAAUGGUGGGAAUUUCUGGCUCCUAUCAGGUACGUUGCUGUAGUACAAUGGCUGUGCUACUCUGCUAGCAACCCAAGGCCCUGGACUAUUGAUGUCGAGUAUUCAACGGCGAGAAGGCCCGUUCCGCGAUGCCUGGGUCACCAGUGGACGUGAAGGUUCAGUCCCGAGCCACCCCACCGACCAUGCCACCACCGCCUCCGUCUGGGAACCAAGGGGGCACUCGGCCGACCUCCUUCACCCCGACAUCACUGCCGAAUGGUGUUGACCACUCCCCGCCUGCCCUCAAUGGUGUGCCAUCGCCACCUCAACGGUUCAACAAUGGUCCAUCGUCCUCCCUUUCCAGCCAGCAGCUCCCUGCCACCUGUGGUGCACGACAGCUUAGUAAGCUGAAACGCUUCCUGACCACCCUGCAGCAAUUUGGCAACGACAUCUCGCCGGAGAUCGGGGAACGCGUCCGCAGCCUUGUCCUGGCGCUGGUGAACUCAACCGUGACCAUUGAAGAGUUUCAUUCCAAGCUGCAAGAAGCAACAAACUUCCCAUUGCGCCCCUUUGUAAUUCCAUUCUUAAAGGCCAAUCUGCCACUGCUGCAGCGAGAACUACUGCACUGUGCUCGUUCCGCCAAACAAACGCCAGCUCAGUACCUGGCUCAACAUGAGCACCUGCUGCUGAAUGCCAAUGCCACAUCCCCUGUCAACUCAACGGACCUGCUGGAGGUCAACGAGAACGGCAAGAGGAGCAGCCCAGAAAGGAAUAAAGAGAAUGGCUUUGACCGAGACCCUCCAGCAAAGCGGGUGUGCACAAUCAGCCCUGCCCAGCGGCACAGCCCAAACAUUGGCAUACCUCACCCUCCCAAUGGGCAACUGCACCCAACCCCUCCCCCACUCCAGCACUACAGCCUGGACGAUGUGGCCAUUAACCACCUGUACAGAGACCCACAGAGACUUCCGGAAUACAGAGAGCGACAUAGGCAUCACGGAGGAUCCCGUGCAGUGUAUCAGGAAGAGAUGAUUGAUCACCGACUGACUGACCGUGAGUGGGCUGAGGAAUGGAAACAUUUGGAUCAUCUCCUGAACUGCAUCAUGGACAUGGUGGAGAAGACUCGCCGCUCACUGGCUGUUCUCUGCCGUUGCCAAGAAGCUGACCGUGAGGAGCUGAACUACUGGAUGAGGCGCUACAAUGACACGGAGGAAGUGCGAAAGGGCAGCAGCACUCACCUCCGACAGCUCAGCCCUGGGAACACGGACCCCAUUCAAACUGAGCUUCACCGGGAGAUCAGUCACAGACCGUCAGCGGGUUACGUGCCAGAUGAGAUCUGGAAAAAGGCGGAGGAGGCAGUGAACGAGGUCAAACGCCAGGCUGUGUCGCAGUUGCAGAAGGCGGUAACCGAGGCUGAGCAGAAAGCGUACGAGAUGAUAACAGCAGAGAGGGCCAAGAUGGAGCAGAAGAUAGCAGAUGCCAAGAGGCAAGCGGCUGAAGAUGCAUUCACCGUCAUCAAUGAGCAGGAAGACACCAGCGAGAGUUGCUGGAACUGCGGGCGCAAGGCCAGCGAGACCUGCAGCGGCUGCAACGCAGCCCGUUACUGUGGCUCCUUCUGCCAGCACAAAGAUUGGGAAAAGCACCACCGCAUCUGCGGCCAGAACCUGCACGCUCAGGCCAAGGUGAUACCUGCAGGAGGCUCGGGCCCGAAGGCCACCAAAGGCGAGAAGAGCCCAGCUCUGGAGAAAGCUCCCCCGUCCACCGUGACUUCCAGAUCGGCCACGCCGGCUGCUCCAGAUGCCAGUGUGCAGUAACGUGACCUCCCACCCCGCCAUCAACGGAGAAAUGGGAAUCGCAACUCCCACCUGGGGCCGUGGUUUGAUAUCGGUGUGGGCCUCAGCUUUUAAUGUUACCUUUUCCCUUUAACAUACAAAACAGAAAAUCCAUAAUUGAGGGGGAGACGUAUCAAGUUUAAGACUCCUAGAGGGUUGUGACUGAAAUGUAGGCCAGAAGCAAAAUCUACAGCCGGACUCCUGGUGACAUAGGAAGCAGGUUGCUGUAUCCAUGUGCCAGAAACACUGCCAUUUACCUGCUGACUGCAGAAAAGUUUUGGCCUGGGAUGCUAAAGGCCUCCUGCCCAUGUCUCCCCACUCAUCGCUGACUCCAUGAGAAUCCUGAAUCUCGCUCUGCAGUCCGAAAAGACAACAUAAACGUUUGCCUGUGCAAUCAAAGUGGACAAAGAGUAACCGUUCAGAUCCUCCAUACUCGAAACACUCUUUACCUCUUGAAUUUAAAAAAGACGGAACUCUUUUCCAAGAGAUUAGAACUUAUCCUUUCAAAGAGAAAUGUCAAAGGAAUGUCUUUUGUUGCUGGUUUUCGAAGGGUGAUGAAGGAACUUUUCUUUUGACUUGUAUAUCCCUGCUCAGCUUGGCACGAACUAUGUAAAAGGAAAUCUCCCGUCUUCCUCUCCCCACGAACGAUACGUAUACUGACUCAAUGUUCCCUCUGUCAUUCCAUUCCUACCCCUAGGGAACUCCACAAAGUGUUGACUGCGGCCAGUGACUGCUCUGGCAGUGUACUUGAGGGGGAAGGAAGUGGUUGGCCUGGGUCGGUCCCGGAGCAUGUAAAACUACACUUAGUACGACUUUUUGUCACGACUGACCUCUCGAGACGUCACUCCUCACCUCCUCUGUGACCUCCGAACGCAAGUGAACAGUUUGUGUCACACACUAACAGUGGCCAGCUCCAAACAUACUCAGACGCAAGCUCGCGGCUGUUCGUCGAAAUCCAAUUUUACAAAAAAAGUAGAAUUGAUGUGAGAGAGUGUGUGUUUAGAUGCUUCGCUGUCAGGGGUUUAGAUAUCUGGAAGUCCACCUUUGUAUCUAGUUUUCCCUCCUAUCAGGUUGUAGGCGGAGCUAGACAUAUACCUGACAAAAUUAAUGUUUUGCGCCAAAGAACGAUUCCCUUGGCAGGCGUUUCUGAAUUAACAAUGAUAUCUACCUUUUGGUACAUGUUUAGUGACUAGCCAUUGGUGGAGGGGUUGCUGCUAAUCCCAAAAGGCCAGAAGGAAACACAAGACAAGGGAUUCACUGCAGCUUUUGCUUGGAAAUUGGUGGCCCCUCGAUUAUUCAAGCUUGCCAAAGGAUCUGUCCACUCCUCGGUCGCCCAGUCGCCCCGAGUAACACCGACUCACCUACCCCCUUACCCUGCCCAACAAAUAACCACACUGAUUGAUGCUGAACAUUCUGGCAGCAAAAGGAAAACACAUGUAAGUCGAGGCUUUCCAAAUGCUUUGGAGUUUGGAGCGUGGCUUAAACGACUCAGCCUCAGGUUGGGCUCCCGCAGCAGUAAUAAAAAAAAAAUGGCCUUUCGACACUUUUUCAGCAAAUCCGUGCAAUCUCCCCAACCCUGCCUCUUCGUGCCACACACUCCCCACCUGCCCCAUGCUGUACUCUUCCCAGCCACCUGUUGCAGGUCAUUCCCCAAUCCUCUCUUAUAAGUUGGCCACCAUCUCAGGUCCUGUUCUUACAGGUCUGCCGACCCUCCCCCCCCACCCCCAGCUUGCGCUCUUUCAGUUUUCACUGAGUAGUUUCGAGGCCUAGAAGUGGGGUCCCUGUGAGAAAGGGUAUGGCGACCCCCUCCAUUAAGCAGGAUUAAACACACACCACUUUAAAUAUUAACCCCCAUGCCUUGCAAUAGUGGGGCAGAGAUGAAGAGAGGUGGCCAUCGACCAGCUUUGGUGAUGCUAACCCUCAGACCUUGAAUAGCUUGAAAAGUAAAGGAUCUGGUCCACGCUUGGUAAACCCCUUCACAAGGGAUAUUCUGCAUUGUGCUCGGGCAGCCCACGGUCGCUGAGGGUCAUUCAUCAGUCAAAAUUGAGGUGUUCGGAGGAGCACCGUCCGAGUUCUGUGGUUUCCACGCAGGAGUCCCACUGUAUAAGGUCACACUGUGGUUCUUAUUCCAAUGUAUAAUUUAUUUAAUACUGUCCAAUAAUAGAACCCUUUUUACCACAAACCAGGAUUUGUGUCACCACAACAUGCUCAGCUCCUACUCACUUUCUGGCUGCUGGUCUGGUACUGUCAGCCAGUUUGCACACCUCAAAAGGCUGAUCGCACCGAGACAGUUUCUGCUUCACUUACCCUCCCUCACUGCCUAUGAUGCUGAUGAUGUCCAGACUGAUAAUCAGACCGCUGUUUCAGCAUUGAGCCCAUGAUCUCCCAGAAGAACCAUGUCAACCUGCUCAGAGAAACUUUUCCCCUUCUUUUUCUGCACUUCCCAGUUACUGACAUCGUUCCUGUCAGCCACACCCCACAGCCUGUGGCACACGAGCAGCUCUAAGGGGGCUCAGUUAGUGGCUUAAUGCAGCUGAACAUGAUGAUUGUCUUCCUUUUGUUUUUAAUCUUUGCAGAUAGAUCUCCCACUUUGCCGGUGGUUGAACGUGGGUGAAAUUUACAGCUUGGAGCAUGUAGGCUUAGAAAGGUACAGGGAAAACGACCAUAUUUGACUCAAGGGAGUGAGGAGUCAACUUGCUGAUGGCUCAGACUGCAGUACCCCCCUUAAAAAAUUAGACAACUGGGAAUGAUUUAGACGCAUUAUCGAGGGUUUAGAUGACAACAUCUGAGUGUUGUUAUUAAUAAGAAAUUCUCCAUUUAAUCACUGCCUAUCUAAUUGCAAAGUGAUUUGAAAGGUGCGGUAUCUGUGGACAUGUUAGUGUAUUGAGGAUUAUGAGCUGCUGGAUUCUGUAGCCUUUAGCACUGCUCUGUGUUUUACAAAGCGACAAUCCUUUGAAGGGCUCAAGCAGCACCUAGAGCAGCAGGGAUGAGGCUGUGGAACUCUUCCAAUGCUAUUUCAAGCAGAGGUGUGACUCCCUUAGUCCUAAGUGUGUGUUCCUUAAAUAAAUAAUGCUGCAUUUCUGAGAUAGCACAAGGCAGCAGAACUGAAAGGUCAAAUUUCCGGGUUUGUGUUGAGGUAGAAUUUGCCUGCAAUGAACCAAGAUUCGCCCUGUGAUUUAUCCCCAUAAGAUUGUGGGGUAUUGGACUAUAGUUGGGCUUGAGGAUCCCCAGCUUGUCAGCAAUAAUGUUGCAUUUCGUAAUAAAACAUAAUCUUGAUGCAUCGGGGUGGGGCUCAAUGUGCAAGUUUAAGAUUGCCCACAUGGGUUAUGUACAUUCCUGGAAGUUUCAAAUUCUGCCCUUUGACUUCCCCAGAUUUCCUAGCCACACCCCCCCUGCGCAAUUUAAAAAAAGCACUCCAGAAAAUUGAGGAGGGUAAACUGCUUCAGUCAUGCCCCUGUGAUUUUUCUCCCAGGCAUACACCCGAAACUUAUUCUCCGUUCCUGGAAGUUUCAGAGCGUUUGGGAGCGUCGGCAACACUGUGCUGUGGGCUUGUGUAAAACCAGACCGGGAUUGCCCUGCUGAUGUCUGUGUCAUAUAGUGCCGAGUGAGAUUAUCUACAGAUUUACAAUUGAUUAGUAAACUGGUUUUCCUCAUGAGUGUGUUAGAAAUGUUGUCCUUUAGUCCUCUGCAUGAUCUAACCCUCUUAAGUACAACAAGGUCAGAGGUUAGCCUGGCCUUUCUUUGAAGGCCUACCCCCCAGGUCUGCUAUGCCCAUGAGCUGACUGGACAGAAAAGUGUAACAGAAGCCCAGGGACAACUAUUAAUAUAUAUCUCUCAACCAUAAGAUGGUAAGUAGGCCAUUCAGCCCAUCAAGUCUGCACCACCAUUCAGUAACAUCAUGUCUGAUUUCAUAACCAUUAACUCCACUUUCCUGACUUUUCCCAAUAACCUUUUGAUUCCCUUCCUGAGGAACAAUCUGUCAAUCUCACCCUUGAAUGUAUUCAAUGACCCAGCUUUACCAGCCCUGUGUGGUGAAGAACUCCACAGAUUCACAACCUGCUGACGGAAGAAAUUCCUCCUUUCUUCUGUCUUAAAACAUGCAAGCCUUUACUUUGAGAUUAUGCCUUCUGGUCUGAACCACCCCCACAAAGGGCUUCCAAACAUUUACACUCACCCUUGACAACUGUGCUUUAGCGUUCCCUGGAGAUUUCAUCACAUGACCUCCUGGUGCCCACUACCCUUCCUCCAUGUCGAUCCCAUUGACCAUCCAAUGAGUCCAUUCCUAUAGCACAUUGCCUCCCCACACCAAGUGGAAAGCACCGAAGAGCCUCCAUUAGCCAAUUUGAAUCAAACUUUCAAAUCCAUUUGUCCCAUCUUUAAUUCUUUUGACGUAACUUAAAAGAGUCAGUAGUGCUUACAGAAAUGGAGAAAAGCACACCAAAGUUUUUAAUGACUAUGAUGCGUCUCCUUCCAUUACUCAAAGCAGCAUCAUGGUGAAUAAUCUUCAUUUCCUGAUGCAUUGGUAACCACACUCAACUCAUGAAGCAAGCGCUAUUUGCUUCUUCCAUAUAACGACUGGCAAGCGAGCAGUGUACGGACUGAAAUGCACAAUGUCAUCACCUUACAGUGCCAGAUAUCGCUGUGCACUGUGACAUAGCUUUAACUUACAAUCAAAUUUACCAUCAGCUGCAUUGAGAGCAAUCACUGCCUGAAGACUUUAAUCAAUGUCUAAGUUUGAUGGCUGAAAGUACAUUGACCCACCGUUGCAUGUGAUGUCCCUGCACCCCACUUUUGAUAGUCAACGACAUCUGCUACCCGCCCUAUCCUGCCCUUUAACUCCCAGUUUCUAUUCUGCCAAGCACAAUUCAUCCCCUUUCCCUUUAGGAUUGAGAUUAAAUCCUGUUCACAAGAAAUGGAGAGUCUGAAACCAGCCAUUUUUUUUUCCCCUUAGCACUGUUUCUUUUCAGGACUUGGGAGCUAUCGCUUUCCCCUUUUCAAUUCCCCUGUUUUCUAAAAGCAAAGUGAUGUUUUCCCACCUUGGGCAGAGAUUCCGCUGAAACCAAGCACAAAUGGGUAUCCUAAACUUUGAUUUGGAUUGGAGAAAAGCGAAUGGUUAGAGAGCUGCACAACUCUUGUGUAUCCACCAAAUUGAGAACUGAACCAAAUUAUCAUCCUCUACAACCAAACUGUCCAAGCCAAACUCCCUCUCUUCGACUUACAGAAGUCAAGGGGAUGGUGCCUAACUUGCUAGGCCAACAACCAAAACCUCAUAGUUCAGGAUUCAUUACAAAAACAAAACAAAACUGAUUGAUUGAUCUAAUCCCUCUGUUCAGCUGUGUGUCUCUGUAAGUAAAUGAGAAGUACGGUGUAUUUGAUUCAUUCGUGAACAGUUAAUGUGAAGGAUUGUAGUAUCGCUGUCAGUGUGAGCAGCCCUUAUGGGCCUGCCCUUUCUUUUUGUUCUGUGAAGCUGUCGUGUCGUGAUUACUGAAUUUUUUUUGGGAUUCUUUUAAAAUAGUUUUUUUUAAUUUAAGAAGGAUUUGUGUAUGCAACUGAUAAAUGGCAACUUAGCCUGCCAGUUCUUUUUUUAAAAAAAUGUUCUGUGUCAUUGGCUUGUGCUACGGUCGAUUUAAUUGCCUAUUUUCUCAUUGUAAUCAGGUUGAACUAACUCCUGUCUUCCUGUGCACUCAGGGCCUGUAGGGUGGGCUCGUCAUGAAAAUGUUGGCAUUGAUUCUUGCAACAGUUUCUCUCCCUUUCACAAAAAAUACUCUUUGUGUCAUUGUCUGUUUUAAACUUAACAUCGUACACAUCAGCUUACUGACUCGUGCAAGAUGUAAUCCAUCUUCCCUCAAAAUUUCAUUAAUUCCUCUUUGUUUUGGCCCCCAAAGGAAGGAACAAAGGUAACAGGUAGCUAUUUAUUCCAGAACCUUCUGAGAUACAAACUGCUGAGGUGGGGCCAGGAGAGGAGGAGUGAAAUUCCAUUAUUUUAAUCACUUAAGGCCAUUUAGGAAUAGAUGUGUUGAAUUAUCUUGGGGUCUCUUCUAGUCACUUUUUUGAUUCUGACAAUGAUGCUCCUAUCCAUUGUAAACAGGUAAAGGGCCUGUCUCAUUGAGGGUACUCACAGCAGACUGCAGAAUGCCAGGGGCAUGCAUUUUUAUUUUCAUACAUUUGUGCAACAUGAGCUUUGCCUAUCAAGCCAUCUUUCAUCUUUAAUGCCCAUCCCUAAUUGCCAUCGACAGACCAUCAUUUCAAAUACAACUGACUGGCUCACUUGGUCAUUUCAGAGUUGACAUCAUUAUGUGGAUCUGGAGUGACAUGUAGGUAAUGAUGGCAUCUUUUUUCCUCUAAAGUGGAUUAGUGAACCAGAUGGGUUUUUUUGACAGCAAUCUGUUAGUUUUAUGACCACCCAGGACCAUAGUUACUAGCUAUUUUUAAUUCCAGAUUUUUAUUUGUGGGUUGAAUUUAAUUUGCAUAGCUGCCAUAGUGGGACUUGAACGCGUUAGUCAUCUGAUGUUAGUGGAUGGUAGUCUACGCUACACUACCACACGGUAUUUCUCAAACAGAUUGCUGUAAAUUCUGUGAAAAGUCCUCAGGAGAGGAGAGAAAAGUAGCUGGGAUCAUGGGAACUGCUUGAUAUUUGAAAAACGUGUCUCCCACUUUAAUUUUUUCCCCGUCGACACUGCUCCCCUUUAGCUGAUGUGUGAACCAGACAGGUCAAGGUAUGGAACCCGGAGGUACUGUCUUACCAUCAAGGAAGGGAAUUGUUUUCAAUGGAAUUUGAUAAAGUAUAAUGAGGAAGAGAGAACCGAGAGCCUAGAGGUCUCCCUACAUCCAGUAACACAAGAGGAACACAAAGUUGUGUGCCCGUGGAUGUUUCCAUGGUGAGUUAUUCCUCAAACGGCCAUCAGACUGUCACGAGGGGUUAUAGCUUGAGCGGUGCUUCUCUGCAUCAAUUGCUCCAUGCCCUUCAUGCCUGCCAUAAGAUUAUUGGAAGGAGACUCUGGGCAAUAGUGUAAAACAUGCAAUGCUGGGACAGUCUUGACUCUACACCUCACCUGACUCGUCUCUGCCAACUGGAUGGGCAGCAAUAUGGUUGAUUCAAUGCUUCCUCUUUGCCUGUAGUGUUCAGGGGUGUGUAGAUUAGUUGGGUUAUAGGGGGAUGGGCCUGAGUGAGAUGCUCUGAGGGUCAGUGUGAGCUUGUUGGUCUGAAGGGCCCAAUUCCACACUGUUGGGAUUCUAUUAAAUCCAACAGAGAAACAAGGAGACAUUUCCAGGAAGGGCUCGGGGCAAAAGGAUUUGAUGCUUUCAACAGGAAACUAGAUGAGAACUUGAAAGGAAAAGGGACAGAAAGUGAGGCUGAGAUACUGUGAUAGGGUGGAUGUUAAUGGAAAUGCACCACAGUGAGGGUAAACACCAGUAUGGUGCAGUUAGAAUGAAUGUCCUGUUCCUGCGCUGUAUUUACUAUUGCCCAAUAUUAUACUCAUCGCUUCCGUUCCCACCUGCCCCUCUUUUUUCCAAAUGUUGAUCUCAUAGCCUUCCUUUUAAAAAAAACCCAUGCCUAUGAUGACAACAAUAGCUAAGCCCCUAGUAGGCCAGGUCAAUGUGAGCAAUACUAACACAAACCAUUCUUCCAUUAUGACACAUUGAUUGUAAUCUUUGUACCCUCCGCAAACCCCACAACAUGACGGAAGUUUCAGGAACCUUCUAACCUGACAACGGCUAUCCUGUACUGAGGGAAAACCACUGAGUAUUUUCUUUCUGCUUUUUCCUCAGAGAUGUGUGAAUUUUAUGCUGGUAUAACGUGAAGAAUUAAUCAGCCUGUGGUUUGGUGACUUGGUUGUCCCAAAUUGUGCAAUAUGUAUUUACAGGUUGUACAAAAUUAAUUUCUGGUUUCUCAAGGUUUUUUUUUUCCAGCCUCUUCCAGUCCCUAAAUAAUAACAAUACAAUCCGGACUUCCAGAAUAAAAACAUAAAAUCCAAAAAUUAACUUGUCUAAUUGGGUGGUCAACUGCCCAUUCGCCACCGUACUUCCUGCCUAGAAAACUUACUACGAGCUUAAUCAGUGCCAGAACUCCAGGGCUUUGCCAUUCCACGAGCAUUUUUAUACGAUUGUGUGAUAUUUUGAGAACUUUGGAUUUAUCCAAAAUGCCAGCUGAAAAGCAUGAGCACUCUCUAACUUAAAAACAAGGCAAAGUACAAAAUGGUGCCAAUGAAAUGUGAUUGAGUGAGUGAUCGAAACACCAGUAGUGUUGACAGUUCCUGCUCAGUGACCUAGUUGUGCCAGGGAGAGGGUGAAGCUAAUAGCCUCAGUGGGUGCAGUAGGAUCUUAUUCAAGUCGAGGGAGAAUGGAGUUGGACCAUUGAAUGAUAUUCAUGUCUUCAGUGCACAAACUAAAUCAGGUUUCAUAUUUCGCUUGGGAACUCUGCAGCCCAAUGGUAUCAAUGUGGAUUUCACAAGUGUCAAAAUCUCCCCUCCCCCUGUCACAUCCCAAAACCAGCCAGCUUGUCCACGCCUCCCUGAUCUGUCCUUCCUGCCACCUCAGGCCCCAGUCCCAUCUCCUAUCUACUAGCCUCAUCCUGCUCCCUUGACCUGUCAGUCAUCCCUAGACUGACCUAUCUCCUCCCUAACUCCCCCUCUACACUCACCUUUACUGGCUCCAACACUGCCUCUUUGACUUGUCUGUCUCUUCUCCAUCUAUUUUCUCCUCUAUCCUUCUUCUUUCUGCCUCCCCCUCUCUCCCUAUUUAUUUCAGAAUCCUCUUCCCCACCCCUCUUUCUGAAGAAGGGUCUAGGCCCGAAACGUCAGCUUUCCUGCUCCUCUGAUGCUGCUUGGCCUGCCGUGUUCAUCCAGCUCUACACCUCAUUAUCUAACAUUGAGAAGUAUUAGCUUUUUUGUUUUUGAUAGCAGGCAUGAAGGAUUUGUCACCCAUGCAGCCAUAAACAGCUCAAUCUUGACCACGUGCAAUGCCAUCCAGUCAGGAGCCUGUUUUACAUCUUUCCCUUUUGUCAUUUCCAUUAACUAUCAACAGUUCUGAAAUGGGCUGCCAGUUCUUGCAACUGCCCAUUACACACACAUAUACAAAGUGAAGAUCCAACCUCAUAGAAAGUGUAUAACAAGUCUCUUGGUUAUAGUAUGGUUGUGCUAUCUUCACCUUUUUGAUCACAUUUUCUUCCACACCGUUCCCUACUCCUUCUGUUGCACCUUCUUGCAUUCCAUUAUCAUGUGCCCCUUAAGGACUCACUGUGCCGCAUCACAGUAGACAGUUCAGGGCUCAAGUUGUCUCUCGCAGAUAUCAGUCAACUGAGCAUGUGAGGAAAUGGGCAGAGAAUAAAUGUCUCAGUCUUGCAGGUUAAUGGCAAGGGGCUUAAUGCUCUCAGAACCAUUCGUUAUCAUUUCAAUCCGCAAUAAACUAAAUCUAACCCUGUAUCCUGGCCAGUAGUCAGAUGAAGUAGUCAUAUAAUCCCUACAGUGCACAUAGAGGCCAUUUGGUCCAUCAAAGCAUUACCGACCCUCCAAAGAGCAUCCCAUCCUAUGCCCGUAAUCCCACCUUUGCCAUAGUUAACCCACCAAUCCCUGCACAAGAAACUCUGAUUAUACAGGGAAACCUGCUUAGCCAAGUGAAAUAACACCACGCAGAAGGCCAUCUAAUAAAUCUUCCUGUUCCAGCUCUUUGAAAAAGCUGUUGAAUUCUCCUAUUUUCCCUUAGCCCUGAAACUAUUUCCUAAUCAAUAUCCAAUUUCUGUAUCCAAUUCCUUUUUGUGGAAUCCAGGUAUUUGUGGCAUUCCAAACCCUGGUCACUGCUGACUCUAAGGUGUGUUAAAUAGAGGUCAUGUUCACACCAGCAUGUCUGCAAACAGAGUUGCGGAUCAGAAUUGUCAGCAUCUAGAAGCCAUGCUCUCAGGCUCCUGGUGAGGAAGAGUGGGGAGAUAACUGAUUGCAAGUUUACCCUUGAUCCUUGUCUCCAUGAGAAACCAAAACUUAAUUUGACCUGAGCUGUUCCUCGAGUUGAAGGGACAGUGGUUAACCUGUAGGGGGAAAGUACUUUCAACAUAAAGGAAAUCCAAAAUCUGGUUUGUACGUGUGUGCCCAUGGCAAACAUCUGCUCAUCGGGAUCCAGUAAAAGCAAAACAUUGGCCGUGUUCACCCCUUGUGGCAGGUGCUGUCUCUGAAGGUGGAGCUGGCCAUGCUAAAAUAUCACUGAGUCGUACCCGACUCAACAGUCACUUAUGGUCUCUCUCCACAGGUACUGCCAGACCUGCUGAAUUCCUCCACCUACUUACUGUUCUUGUUUCAGAUUUCCAACCUUCGCAGUAUUUUGGUUUUCUUCUAAAACACCACUGCCUUGUCACACUGACAAGAAGGGGAUAAAACCUCCAAUAUAGGCAAGCCACAAACCAAAUAAAGAGAAUGGGCAGUACAUUAUGUUGGAAGUACAGCUCCAUAUCUAGCUUCUUUUAAAGCAGUGGCUAACUAUUGAAGAUUAGCAACGGACCUUUGUGUCUUUGUUACUUUCAAUGCAGUGCUUCUUUGAAUCGGGUAUUGUAUUUUUUUCUCUCUCUCUGUUGUAUAUGUAAAUAAAUAUUUGUAAAAAUUUGAA
This is a messenger RNA of Stegostoma tigrinum, 12647 nucleotides long. RefSeq names its product protein CBFA2T2-like. The transcript has 12 exons. Lineage: Eukaryota; Metazoa; Chordata; Chondrichthyes; Orectolobiformes; Stegostomatidae. Gene Ontology annotation, biological process: negative regulation of DNA-templated transcription; DNA-templated transcription. Gene Ontology annotation, cellular component: nucleus. Gene Ontology annotation, molecular function: transcription corepressor activity. The record is from RefSeq and is a predicted model, not a curated record. The coding region runs from base 375 to 2036 and encodes 553 amino acids.